AUGCCUAGUGGCGGUCCGGCCUGGAUCGAUACUGAUCUCAUCCAUCCAUUCUUCUACUUUCCUGCGGUGCGCAAGAUCAAGGGAGUCGAGCUUGGUCCGCUGCAGAUGGGGUUGAAGCCUCUGGGCGACGAUGAGGAUGGGGAUGGACUUGGGGACGAGAGCGAUGAUGAGAGCGACAAUGAGGAUGACAAUGAGAAUGGCAACGACGAGAGCGACAAUGAGAGCGACAACGAGAGCUACAACGUGGGCAAUCCGACCGGUGCAUUAACGGUUGAAGAGCCUCUCAUUGCGGGCCAUUCCUACAGCCGGGUCAACGAAAUCAUCGCCCACAGUUGCUUUGAUAACCGCGGCAUCUGCAACUGGCUCGAAGAAUGCUCACCCCUGAAGCAUGUAGAUAUACGACUAGCCGUGUUUCGAGACGACGAAGCAACGGACUCGAGAUACUGGUUCCGUGCCUGCACAUUCUUUGAAGCCCUUGAAUUUUCCCAGAAAACACGCGAGACUCUUCGCCUCGGGGCUGAUUGGCAACCGAACGAGGAGCGCCACAUGAUUGACGACGGUGGACCAUUGGGCUCUUUCAUGGAUUCACUGCUCUCCAAGAGCAAUCUGGUCGACAUCCUUCCCGACUCCAUUCCAAGGUUGGGAAUUACCGAUCUUGUGGACGAGUAUUACGCCGAUCUGCUGCAGGAGCUGUUGGACCUCGUCGAGCAAAAGGACAAUUUCCCACUGUUAGAAGAAAUCAUUCUCUACGUUGACAAGGUCCCGUCGGGCUCCCUGGAUCUUUUAGGGCACUAUGUGCGAGGAGGUCGAUAUCACCUUGAUCGUUGA
Molecule: messenger RNA, 828 nt
Organism: Aspergillus homomorphus CBS 101889
Lineage: Eukaryota; Fungi; Ascomycota; Eurotiomycetes; Eurotiales; Aspergillaceae
Exons: 3
Coding region: 1-828 (275 amino acids)
Source: RefSeq, a predicted model, not a curated record